This is a messenger RNA of Magallana angulata, 1317 nucleotides long. Its product is annotated as protein arginine N-methyltransferase 6-like. The record is from RefSeq and is a predicted model, not a curated record. Gene Ontology annotation, molecular function: protein-arginine N-methyltransferase activity. NCBI's taxonomy places the organism in Eukaryota, Metazoa, Mollusca, Bivalvia, Ostreida, Ostreidae. The transcript has 13 exons. Bases 80 to 1165 code for a protein of 361 amino acids. Gene Ontology annotation, biological process: peptidyl-arginine methylation.
AUCAGACCCAUAAAAACAACAAUGUCUGCGCCCAUAUCACAUGCAUGAGAAACAUUUUCAUUUAGUGACAACAGUCUAAAUGGAGGAUUGUCCGUGCAAAAGGAAAAAGUUGGACGAUGAUACCGAGAAUUCGAGGACUAUGUCAAGCAAUGGCGAAGAGCAAGAAAUAAAAGCAGGGAGUCAGGACAAGGAAUAUUUCCAGAGUUACGCUGAUGUGGGGAUUCACGAAGAGAUGUUGAAUGACGUCGUCAGGACGAACGCCUACAGAUAUGCCAUAUUGAAGAAUUACGAGAAGAUCCGCGGGAAAGUGGUGGCGGAUGUUGGGGCGGGGACGGGAAUACUGAGCGUGUUCUGUGUACAGGCUGGCGCCAAGAAAGUGUAUGCGAUAGAGGGAAGUGCUCUCGCUAAACAGACCAGAUUGGUAGUUGAAGAAAACAAGAUGGCGGAUAGAAUCACAGUACUGCAGGGUAGAGCUGAGGAUGUCAAAUUGCCAGAAAAAGUGGAUGUCAUUGUGAGCGAAUGGAUGGGCUAUGCGUUGUUUUAUGAAUCCAUGUUGCCAUCUGUUCUACAUAUAAGAGACCGCUGGAUGAAGAAAGACGGUGUCAUUCUCCCGUCGUCAGCAUCUCUGUAUAUUGCCCCGUUUUCAGACGACGAAAUUUCAGAAAGAUUGGAAACAUGGAGUGCCAUAAAAGAAAAGUAUAAGGUGUCCAUGGAGUGUAUGAAAACAUACGCAAAACAGAGCUUGUCAUAUGGCGCCCAUGUCCGGUGCAUCUGUCCUGAGGAUGUCAUUGCCCAUGCGUGUCAGUUAGUGAACUUUGACCUCAGUAAAGUGACCGUCCAGGAGGUCACGGACAUCCAGAGGAAUUUCGAGCUGACCUGUUUCGGCUCCUCGGUCCUCCAUGGAUUUGUCCUUUGGUUCACCGUCUCGUUUCCAGAGAACGUCAUUCUCUCUACCUCACCAUAUUCACAAAGUACACAUUGGGGACAGACAUUGUUUUAUAAUGAAGAAGAGUGUGACGUCAGACAGGAUACACAGAUACAAGGAACGAUAACUAUGAAGCCAAAUAAAGCCAAACCCAGAUUCCUCGAUGUUAACAUCGGUUUUCAAAUCGAUAAACACAACAUUCAACAAAAAUCUUAUUACAUGAGUGACAAUAUAACGUGAUGAUUAUUGAUAUUAUAUGUUUCUAUACGUUAUAAAAAUACAUUCAUUGUUGACAAUAACACUUCAAGCUUUUGACAGACAAUGGCUUGUUUUGACAGCAUGUAUCAGUUUUAUACAAACAAUGCUUUGUAUAUAAAGAACUAUACCUUUCA